CAAAUCAAUUUGAUAUGUGGAAGAUGCGUGAGUGACACUUCAAUUGGGGUCUCAGAAUCUUGACUCUUCACUUGUUGAGAUGGAGGAGAACAAAGGAAGCAUAGUGACAAGACUUCAAGCUGUGAAGCAAAAGUGUGGUAAGUCCUACAAUCAGUUAGCAGAGGAAACUGGACUCACCAACGUCUAUGUUGCCCAGCUCCUUAGGAGACAGGCACAGCUCAAACCUCACACUGCCCCUAUACUCCGGGCAGCCCUGCCCGACCUGCCCGAAGACCUUCUUCAUGAGAUGAUGAGACCCCCUCUCAGGUCUUAUGAUCCUAAUCUCAUCCAAGACCCCACUGUCUACAGGUUGAAUGAAGCUGUGAUGCAUUUUGGGGAGAGCAUCAAGGAUAUAAUCAAUGAGGAGUUUGGUGAUGGGAUCAUGUCAGCGAUAGAUUUCUACUGCUCCGUUGACAAAGUUAAAGGAGUAGAUGGGAAGAAUCGCGUGGUGGUGACUUUUGAUGGAAAAUAUUUGCCUCAUUCAGAACAGAAAUCUGAGGACAUGGUUUCAAGAGCAAGGCCACUGGGAAAGCAAUGAGUAUCUUAAUGCAAAAACCAACCUCAAAAUCUUUAAUGCUGGUCUACCUGCACAAGCUGUAUUUGAUCACUAUUAUGUUGUGUUGCCUAUAGAAGAGAGAAAAAUAAAGAUUCAAAAAUAAAAUGUUGCCAAACAUUGGUCCAUGGCCACUUAUGCAAUCAUUUGUGACUUUGGAGAUUUAAUUUGUGGCUCUUCUACUUUAGAUUUUAAUAUGAGAUGCUUAAAUAAGAUGGAGAAGCUUGUACUGUGCUUGGUUGAGUGAGUCAAACACAUUAUAAUGUUUAUUUUCUCCACUUUAUAAUGCCCC
This is a messenger RNA of Abrus precatorius (Indian licorice), 884 nucleotides long. RefSeq names its product cyanate hydratase. The record is from RefSeq and is a predicted model, not a curated record. The coding region runs from base 80 to 577 and encodes 165 amino acids. The transcript has 4 exons. Lineage: Eukaryota; Viridiplantae; Streptophyta; Magnoliopsida; Fabales; Fabaceae. Gene Ontology annotation, molecular function: cyanate hydratase activity; DNA binding.